UAUAUAUAUAUAUAUAUAUAUAUGCUGUAAGUUUUAUGCAAAUGUCAGAGAACUUAUACAUAGAUUCUAGAGUAAAAUUAUAAAAGAAGAAAAACGCAAUACGAAAUCAAAAAUAGCAAACCAUUCGUCUUAAGGUGUUGAAGAGAUUCCCAGUUUUAAUGUAUUCUUUGACGAAUAUUUACAAUUGUGAAUAUUCCAAUCAGAUAUCAGCAGUGAAAAUUGUAUAACCUAGAACUGAUUGGAUGAGUGUUAUAUACAAAAUUCGGCUCUUCAUAAAUUUUAAAUUGUUUAAAUGAUUUCAAUAUUCAAAUAAUUAAGUAUGUAUUUAAAUCCAAUAAACCCAAUGCAAUUGGGUGGCGUGCUCUACGUUUACAAAGGUGAAUGGGAUCUUCCGUCCAUAGACUUCGAGUGUUUGCGCGCCCUGUGUCUUGUGAAAUUUGCACGUUGUCCGGUAAAAAUAGAAUGCACUAAUGCAAAUCCUUUAAAAUCUGGCGCCGGUAAACUGCCGUAUUUGCAAAUAGGAAAUCAAAAAUUCGUAGGAUAUGGAAAUAUAAAAAAAGUUUUAGAUAAAGAGGGAUUUCGCAUUGAUGCUUUCUUGAGUGGCAAAGAAAAACAGUUAUCACAAGCAUAUGCGAAUUGGGUGUUUAGUAAUUUACAUGCUUUUUACCAUUAUUUUAUGUUUGGAGAACCUAAUAAUUUUGAUGUCGUAAGAAGUCUUUAUGCCAAACGUACUCCAUUUCCAUUUAAUUUCUAUUACCCGUCAACGUAUCAGAAAGAGGCAAAUGAUAUAAUUAAUGUAUUAGCUAAUUUUGAUAUAUACGACAAAAUUGAAAAACACGGCAAUGAAAGCCUAGAAACCACUGCCAAAAAAUGUGUUAAUGUGCUCUCAAAAAAACUGGGACAAAAGAUUUGGUUUUUUGGAGAUAAUUAUAGUGAACUUGAUGCCAUCGUAUAUUCGUACUUAUCUAUAUUAUCGAAAGCAACAAUUCCUAAUAAUCCGUUACAUCACCAUAUUAAAGCCUGUACAAACCUUGUAAAUUUUAUUAAUCGAAUAUCGAAAGAUAUUUUUAAGAAUGAAGCAUUUAAUUCAAUUAAGACAAAUAAAAAUACUAGCGACUACUUGCUUACACCUACUGAACGAAAAUUUCUCGAAUCCGAGAAACGAACAAAAAUCAUUGCAGGAAUCGGAGCAGUGGCAGCAAUGGUAUCAUUCGCAGCAUGGCGUGGACUUUUCAGUGGAAAUUUUACAAAUACAAAUCGUUAUGAAGAAAAACUUCAAUAUUAUGAUGAUGAUACUGUUGAAGAUGACGAUGAAAUGGAAUAGUUGGCUAAUAAAAAAAUGAUUAAGACUGUAAUAAUUCAUAGUUGUUAUUUAGUAAUUUAUUUUAAAAUUUCAGAAAAUUGUACGUAAGA
Molecule: messenger RNA, 1413 nt
Organism: Teleopsis dalmanni
Lineage: Eukaryota; Metazoa; Arthropoda; Insecta; Diptera; Diopsidae
Product: metaxin-1 homolog
Exons: 5
Coding region: 320-1324 (334 amino acids)
Biological process (GO): mitochondrion organization
Cellular component (GO): SAM complex
Source: RefSeq, a predicted model, not a curated record